Phlebotomus papatasi is the source of this 2168-nucleotide messenger RNA. RefSeq names its product eEF1A lysine and N-terminal methyltransferase homolog. NCBI's taxonomy places the organism in Eukaryota, Metazoa, Arthropoda, Insecta, Diptera, Psychodidae. Bases 92 to 2125 code for a protein of 677 amino acids. The transcript has 4 exons. The record is from RefSeq and is a predicted model, not a curated record.
CUCGUAUGGCCCACUGGGUUUGUGUUAUUGUUUACCGUCGCACGUUGAUAAAGUGAUAAGGUUCAAAAAUUGCAUUUUUUCCUUAGAAAUAAUGAAUUUACUGCCCAAGUCUCACAAGGAAUUCAGGGAGACAGAGUACUGGAACAGAUUUUUCAAGCAACGAGGAAAGAACAACUUCGAAUGGUAUGGGGAGUACCUGGAGUUGGCAGAGCUCCUGCACAAGUACGUUAAGCCGACGGAUGAAGUACUGAUGGUGGGCUGCGGAAACAGUUCCCUGAGUGCCAGUUUGUACGACGUGGGCAUCAGGAAGGUGACAAACAUCGAUAUCUCCGAGGUAGUCAUCAAGCAGAUGAAGAAUCUCCACAGCAGUCAGCGUCCGGAUAUGGAAUUCCUCCAGAUGGACGCCACUCAGAUGACCUUUGAGGAUGGGAAGUUCUCUGUGAUCCUGGAUAAAGGAACUCUUGACGCCCUGAUGACCGAUGGAAGUGCAGAGACUCUGGCUAUUGUCCAGAAAUACUGGGCAGAAGUGGCAAGGACCCUUAGGCUGGGCGGUAGAUACAUUUGCAUCUCCCUGCUCCAGCAGCAUAUCCUGGAAGCCAUUGUGCCUCAUUUUGCUGAGGAAAACUUCAUGCUGAGAGUCAAUCGAUGCCACGAGGCUGAGCAGAAGAGCGCAGAGAACAGCAAAGACGGAACUGCAAUGCCUGUCUUUAUGGUCAUAGCGACUAAGUUCAAGCCAAUGCCUAAGAAAAUCCUCGAAGUUUCUCUGUCCGUGGACAUUGGCCAGAUCCAGCGAGUGGAAUCUGAGCAGGAAUUAACUGAAGCCAUCCGGAGUGCCCAGAAAGCCGCAAUGGUCGUCUCUGGACUCCAUCGCUUGAGCAUUGCUGAUCACAAUGAGGUUUCCUUGGAUCUCUAUCGACCAGGCGAACAAAUUCCUCGGUACACGAUCUUCGUGCUGGACCAGAAAGGGCCCUUCGGCACCGGGAAGUACGCCUGCUUCAUUGUCCCUCAAGGCCGGGAGGGAGAGUGGCUCUUCUUCACGCCAGAAGGACGACGGAGGCUCCUGGAGAAUGUCAAGUACAAUCGUCUGGCCAUCGUGACGAUGCACAGGCAGCAGAAGUAUCUCUCCUGGGACGAUGUCAAGGAUGAACUCUCGGCCAGUGUUCAGAAUCUAGCGCCGGCGGAUCUCAAAUCCAACGAAAUGAUUCCCUACUUGUCCCUGACCGGAGAUCUGGGCACCCGGGAGAUCAUCUACGAGGGAAAGAGCCCUUGCUCUGGAGACUUCAUCAUCGAGGAUUUCACUGGACAGGACAACCGGACACUCAGGAAGCUCAUCUUCCUCUCCAAUCAAUUUGUCACUCAAUCCGAGGCUCAAGUCAAAUUUGUAAAAAAGAGAAAGAAGAAGGUAAAAGUAAUCGACAAAUGCUACUUGGGCUGCCAGCAUCAUGUUUUCAUGACAAUGGGCGUCCAAAUGGCUGAAAAGUUGGUGCCCAAAGCCCCUAAAAAUAAGCCUCUCAACACUCUUUUAAUUGGUCUUGGCGGCGGAGGACUCUGUAUCUUUAUGCAGCAAUGUUUGAUGAAUUGCAAAAUAACUGCGGUGGAAAUUGAUCCGGAAAUGCUUCAGAUAGCCACAAAGUACUUUGGCUUGGAGGAGAGUGAGAACAUCGAGGUUGUGAUUGAUGAUGGGAUCAAGUAUCUCAAACAAUUGCCUUCGCGAUCAGAAAAAUUCCACGCUAUCCUCUUCGAUGUGGACGGCAAGGACUCUUCCGUGGGCAUGAGUUGUCCUCCAAUGGACUUUGUCAGUGACGAAACACUGGGCUUCGUGAAGGAGGGAAUUGGGGAAAAAGGAUGUUUUAUCCUGAAUUUGGUUUGUCGCGAUGAUACCUUGAGGAAAGCAGUUGUGGAGAGACUGAAGAGAAUCUUCAAGACAGUUUGCAGUUACAAAGUUGAACUGGAUCUCAAUGAGAUUAUUUACUGCUUAAAUGAAGAAAUUUCAGAGGAUUUCUUGAAGAAAAUUUCCAGAGAAAUUUCCAAGGAAAUUGAUCAAAUUUCACAAAAACAGAAACUAGAAUUUGAUCAUGAUUUUUUGAAAGAAAAUGCUUUUCCAAAUAAAAUCAGAAUUCUUUGAAUGUGUUUAAAUAUUUUUUAGUAAUAAAAUUUUUACGCAAAAA